CCCAUCCAGAAUAUGGUUUCUAUUAAUUCUUCUCAAGUCUCAACUUACUUGUGUUCUAAAAAAAAAUGGCGGCUGCUUUUGCUUCCAGAUUAUCCCGAGGAGGACGUUCAUUGCUUGGAGGUCUUAACAAUGGUGGUUUGAUUAAUUCUUCUAAUGGAAUGAUGAAUGAAAGUAUCCUCUCUCAGCAGCAACAGCGAAGGACAUUCAUUCAGAUGGGGACAGUUCUCAAAGUCGUGGACAAUUCGGGUGCAAAGAAAGUGAUGUGUAUUCAAGCUCUAAAGGGUAAAAAAGGAGCUAGACUUGGCGAUACUAUAGUUGCUUCAGUGAAAGAAGCAAUGCCAAACGGUAAAGUGAAGAAAGGAGCGGUUGUGUAUGGUGUGGUUGUUCGUGCUGCGAUGCAGAGAGGUCGUGUUGAUGGAAGUGAAGUUCGGUUUGAUGAUAACGCGGUUGUUCUUGUCGACAGUAAAGACAAGAAUACUAAAACCGAUCGCCAGCCGAUUGGUACUAGAGUGUUUGGUCCUGUUCCGCAUGAGCUUCGCAAGAAGAAGCAUCUCAAGAUUCUUGCUUUGGCUCAACACAUUGCUUGAGACGCAACAAAAACCCUAAACCUCUUCAUGUCUUUUAUUCAUGUAAACUCUAGUUACCACAUUUUUUUUUUCGUGUUCUACUGAAUCAAGAAGUUCCCAAUAU
Messenger RNA from Arabidopsis arenosa, 690 nucleotides. NCBI's taxonomy places the organism in Eukaryota, Viridiplantae, Streptophyta, Magnoliopsida, Brassicales, Brassicaceae. The record is from the annotation of a GenBank genome assembly.